AAAAAAACAAAGAGGAACUGCGAAGUUCAGUCCCUCUCAACUAGCAGUGAGCGGAGGAAGUGAAGGGGGAGUUGUGAGAGGCGGUGUCAACAGCCUGCUGAUGAAAGAGGCAACUUUGCAGAAAGAGGCAACUUGACAUAUCAGGACUUUUGCCACUGUAGAAAUAGCUCAGGCGUACGAAGCGCAUGCAAACACAGAACUGCAGAAGUUCAGUGGAGGCUUAUCGCUUCCCUGAGAAGAAAAGCACAUUUUCAGUUUCGUGUGCAUAAUCAGAGUGAGCAUUCAGUUGCUGUCUUUCCCGGCCACCCUGCUAAAAUCCAGCGUUAACUGUCGGUAUCCAGGUGGAGGAUGGAGAUGGGGCAGCCCACACUGCCAGGGAAGAAGUGAAGCCUUCACUGCAUAAAUUAGAGGAAGCAAUUUCAGAUCAACGAAAUCUCCAGACUAUAAAUACCAAGAUAGUGAACACUUGCCAGACACUUGGGCAGAAGACAAGAAAACCAAAAAAACUGUUUAGAUGAGGAAUUUCCUCACUGUGAUCCCUUGUCCUGCACAGAAAGAAUUCAUCAAUUUCUCCAGGAACAGCUGAAGCAGCAUUGCCAUAAAAGAUAUAGUGGUCCAGAAGCAAGAAUACAUCAGCUACCCUUGGCCUUCAAACACACAUGCUGGUACACACCUCUGCUAGAUGCCUUGCAUCUGGAUAGUUUUACAGCAGUUCCAAGACUAGAACUGACACCUUUCUCAUGUGUGGCCAACCUAAUCCAUGCUUCACAUGAAAGGCCCAGAUAUGAAGAAAUAGAGGAUUGUGCUUUGGCUGUGACUGAAAGAGACAGGUGCCCUGGCCGUUCAGCUGGUCCCCACCCAGGAACAGAUCUUUCAGGUUGCAUCAGGAUGAAUAAUGACCUAAGUAUGGAAGAGAAUGGUGUUGAAUCCUUAUGUUCUGAGAGCCAGGCCCAACCCAGGGAAUAUUCCACCCUACCCUCUCCUGGUCACACUUCAUCCACAGAGAGUACUGUAACUUCAAGUGAUUCUGGAUCAGAAAUUUUGCAUAUGGCUUCUGGUGACCCUGACUGUAAACCACUCUGUGAGAAAGAGGAAGAUAAAAGAUCAGCUUCUACUGUGACAAAGAUCCCAGGCGGAAGUCCAGCUCCUGAAAACAUUGAACUGCAAGGCUCUGCGACUGAAGGAAAAAGCAUGUUGAUUCAGGAAGCCAAAAAGGAACCAGAAACAAUAGAUGAGCACAGAAAAGAAUGUGCUGCAGGAGGUGCUGCUCUUUCCUCUGUUCCUGUGAAGUCAGUUAACUUUAGACAAAGUGACAACACUUCUGCUAAUGAGAAGGAGGUAGAGGCCGAAUUUCUCAGAUUAUCUUUGGGAUUUAAAUGUGACUGGUUCACCUUGGAGAAAAGAGUGAAGCUUGAAGAAAGAUCCCGUGACUUGGCUGAAGAAAAUUUGAAGAAAGAAAUCACUAACUGUUUAAAACUGUUAGAGUCUCUAACAUCUCUUUGUGAAGAUGACAGCCAGGCCCAGGAAAUCAUUAAGAAGCUGGAGAAGAGUAUAACGUUCCUCAGCCAGUGUACAACACGAGUGGCCAGUAGGGCUGAGAUGUUGGGAGCCAUUAAUCAGGAAAGCCGGGUUAGUAAAGCAGUUGAAGUGAUGAUUCAGCAUGUAGAAAAUCUGAAGAGGAUGUAUGCCAAAGAGCAUGCUGAAUUAGAAGAACUGAAACAGGUUCUUUUGCAAAAUGAAAGGUCUUUUAACCCUCUUGAAGAUGAAGAUGACUGCCAAACUAAAAAACGUUCAUCUUCUGUAAACUCGAAGCCAUCUUCUCUUCGAAGAGUGACCAUUGCCUCUUUGCCCAGAAAUAUUGGAAAUGCGGGAAUGUUGGCUGGGAUGGAAAAUAAUGAGCGAUUUAGUAGGAGGUCAAGCAGUUGGCGUAUUUUGGGGUCAAAGCAGAGUGAACACCGCCCCUCAUUACAUCGAUUUAUUAGCACCUAUUCCUGGGCAGAUGCUGAAGAAGAAAAGUGUGAACUAAAAACUAAAGAUGACUUAGAACCACCAGAAGAAGAAACAGUAGAAAAGACAAGAAAGCCAAGUCUUUCUGAAAAGAAAACUAAUCCAUCAAAAUGGAAUGUGUCUUCAAUUUACGAUACAUUAGCUUCCUGGGCAACAAACCUCAAGACUUCCAUCCGAGAGGCCAACAAGAUGCUCUGGCUUUCUGUGGCAUUCAUUGUACUAUUUGCAGCGUUGAUGAGCUUCUUCACAGGCCGAUUUUUCCAGAAGUCCGUGGACGCUGCCCCCACACAGGAUACGGACCCCUGGAUGUCUCUAGAACACAUCUUGUGGCCAUUCACCAGACUGCGACACAACGGGCCACCACCCGUGUGACUGCAGCACAUCCUAAUGUGUGUAUCUUGAUUUUUAAAGUUUCAGUAUCUGAACUUUGUACAUUAGUAACUUUUAGCUGGGAAAUUAUAGAAUGGAACCAGAGGUUCUCAGAAUGACUGUAAGAUAUUUUAUAUUCCCUCUUUUUGUGAUUACCUUCCUAACUAAAAUGCAGUGGGGAGGAAGCCUGCUUAUAUGAUUUUUUUAAUGAGCUUUCUGAGGAGGAGAUAUUAUUGUUUGUUAAAAUUUAUUGAAAUAAAGAACCAUUCAAAUCUA
Capra hircus (goat) is the source of this 2652-nucleotide messenger RNA. RefSeq names its product lymphoid restricted membrane protein (gene IRAG2). Gene Ontology annotation, cellular component: endoplasmic reticulum membrane. The coding region runs from base 889 to 2379 and encodes 496 amino acids. The transcript has 21 exons. The record is from RefSeq and is a predicted model, not a curated record. Lineage: Eukaryota; Metazoa; Chordata; Mammalia; Artiodactyla; Bovidae.